AUGUCUCUCUCGCUCUCCUGAUGACUCGAUGUCAACAUCGGGACCGGAGUGUUCAAUCUGAUUCUGGGGGGUCGGCCAUCUGCUGUAACCACAGCCAGAGCCACGUCAUAUUUGUGUGCUGCUGUCGAACGAGCUGCGAGCUGGCUCUUUAUCUUUCCCCGCGGGUUUUUUUUUACGUAAAGUCACAUCCCCGCGGCCGCAGACAUGAAUAUAUUCCGAUUGCUGGGCGAUCUAUCGCAUCUUUUAGCCAUUAUCAUACUACUCGUAAAGAUAUGGAAGACACGGAGCUGCGCCGGUAUCAGCGGCAAAUCACAGAUCCUCUUUGCGAUUGUUUAUACUACCCGUUAUCUAGACCUGUUCACCAUGUUUAUCUCGGCAUACAACACUUUCAUGAAAAUCGUGUUUAUCGCCGCAUCUCUCGCCACGGUCUUCUUGAUGUAUAUUAAGUUCAAAGCUACGUAUGAUCAUAAUCAUGACACGUUUAGAAUCGAGUUCUUGAUUUUACCAGCGUUUAUACUAGCACUGCUGAUCAAUCACGAACUGUCCUUCAUCGAGGUCUUGUGGACAUUCAGCAUUUAUCUAGAGUCAGUGGCAAUAUUACCGCAGUUGUUUCUGGUAUCGAAAACGGGCGAGGCAGAAAGCAUUACCAGCCAUUAUUUAUUCGCAUUGGGAUCAUACAGAGGCCUGUACCUGUUUAACUGGGUCUACCGCUACUAUGCUGAAGAUCAUUACGACUUGAUCGCUAUAGUUGCUGGAUUGGUGCAGACAGUUCUCUAUUGUGACUUUUUCUACCUCUAUAUUACCAAAGUACUCAAAGGCAAGAAGCUACAACUACCUGCUUAGCUUCAGUUGAGAGUAUUAUC
This is a messenger RNA of Trachymyrmex septentrionalis, 863 nucleotides long. RefSeq names its product ER lumen protein-retaining receptor (gene KdelR). The coding region runs from base 205 to 843 and encodes 212 amino acids. Lineage: Eukaryota; Metazoa; Arthropoda; Insecta; Hymenoptera; Formicidae. The record is from RefSeq and is a predicted model, not a curated record. Gene Ontology annotation, biological process: endoplasmic reticulum to Golgi vesicle-mediated transport; protein retention in ER lumen. Gene Ontology annotation, cellular component: endoplasmic reticulum; cis-Golgi network; membrane. The transcript has 3 exons. Gene Ontology annotation, molecular function: ER lumen protein retrieval receptor activity.